Saccostrea echinata is the source of this 2878-nucleotide messenger RNA. RefSeq names its product transmembrane 7 superfamily member 3-like. The transcript has 10 exons. Bases 22 to 1701 code for a protein of 559 amino acids. The record is from RefSeq and is a predicted model, not a curated record. NCBI's taxonomy places the organism in Eukaryota, Metazoa, Mollusca, Bivalvia, Ostreida, Ostreidae.
UUCACUUUCACUGAUGGGAUAAUGUCUGUUGUGGUAAAAUUUAUUCCAUUAACCAUCCUAUUGACAACUGUUUUCAGUGCAAUUGAUGUCAAACUGAAUCAACCAGUUUUGGUAAACAUUAAAGGACAGAGCAAUAAUUCUGUAACUUUGGGGAAUGUGAGUGCAGACAUUAGUUAUGUAACAUGUCAAGUUCAUUCCCAAAUCAAAAAUGUCACCCUGUCUUCCACUCCUACACCAAGGGUGGGGAAGUCUUUGACUGGGGUAGACAUUGGAAUUGUCUCUGUUCUGCAACCCACUCAGACAGGAGUGACUUGGUACCUUCUGUCUAACCAUAGCGAAGAUGUGCAAGUUCUUCUGGCAGUUUUCUUGAUGUCAAAAAAUGAGCCCCUAGUUGGUGGUUGUAAUCUAGAGUUUUCCUUGGAGGUUGAUGCCAAUCUUCAUGUCUCUUACACCACCACCAAGAAUCUAGUAGAAUUCCAGUGGUCCAACAUCCCUCUGAGGAAUAGAUCUGCCCAGCCUGAUUGUGAAGAUAGAUCUUUCCAGGAUAUGUUAGAAUACAACAUCUAUGUCAAAUACCUAUCUGAGAAUGAUUUUACGACAGGGGAGUACUUUUCAACAUUGAAACAAAUGAUGACAGCUGAAGAUGUUUUGGCUAAUGGUGUCCUGCUUGCUAAAACAAAAAAUAAAGCCACUGUACAAAAACCAGAAUUUCUGGCCUCAUCAUACACAGGAACAGGGGCAGUGUAUAAUAUGAUUGUCAAGGCAACGACCCCAUCAGGUGUUACCAUGGCAGCAUAUUUCCCUAAGGUCACAUACAGCUGUAAUUUACAACAAAGGGAUGGCUGUAAAAUGUAUGGUGUAUUCUGGAUGAUAACUGCAGUUCUACUGGGGAUAGCUGGAGUCUUCCUAACUUUUCUGGGACACAGAUUAUUUAGAACCGGUAACUUUUUUUGUGCCUUCCUGGGAUUUUGCAUCAUUUUCUACAGUGUACAGUGUCUAUAUUCCAGCCAAAGUGAUACAGUUGUGCUUGUCGUUAUGGUCAUUCUGAGUGUAGUAUGUGCUGUCUUCUGGGUGGGGAUGUACGAGCUUGUGGGGGCACCUGCUCUCUCGGUUCUAUUUUCUGGACUGGUAGCAGGAUACAUCAUCUCCAGCAUUGUCUUCUACACAAAGUUUGGUAAUCUGUCGUACUGGGACAGUUCCUUUAAUUAUGGUAUGGCUUUCACCUGCGGAGUCCUGGCUAUUCCUGUCUUUAUUCUGGCUUACACUAAAGUGCUGAACAUUUUAUCGUGUGCAUUCAUUGGAUCCUAUCUAAUUAUUUUGGUUCCCGAUAUCUUCCUCCACACUGGAAUGAAGUACAUCGUUGUCAACUCUAUCAGACACUCCACAGAUUUUGAUUACAUUAAUGUCAUUAACACUGGACCCUUUCUCUUGCCAGAGAUAAUCCUAAGCUGUGCCUGGUUUUUGUUCUGUGUCUUUGGAGCGUUCGUGCAGUUUUAUCGUGACUGGAACAAGCCAGACUUUCCACAAAGUUCCAGAAGAUGUGGGAAAAAAGUCCAACCAGAAUAUAACCAGGUACCAGCCCGGUACAAUGUGGAUUCGGAGGGGGAUUCUGACAGGGAACCUGAUGAGCGGUCACCCCUCCUCAGACAGACAAGGAAUAUCCGACACCACAGAGAGAGGGUUUUAGCAGCCCCCACAUAAGUGUACUGGCAUGAUGAAGGGAGACAACUCCUCACUAUUCCUAUUUUUGUCUCAAUCGACAUGUUGUUUGUCAGUCUGCAUUUGCUAUAGUAAUGCAUUAACAUGUACUGAUGUAAGCUUCUUAUAUAAAUGUUAAUAUUAUGCUCUGCUAUAAUCAAAAAGAAAACUGAUCUGAGAGACAAUACAAUCAAAAAUACGUGUAAAUUAAUUUGAUUUGAUAAUUACAAGUAUUCUCUAAAAUCUUGUCAAAAUAGGAAAUUUGUUAUUUUAAAGCACAUACAUGUACAAGAGAAAAAGGAAAAUAAGAGUUUCCUGAAAAAAAAAAAAUGGGCUCAACGUCACCUCUCAGCGUCUUCUAGAUAUAAUUUUUGUAAAUAAUCUAAUAUAUAUAAUAUUUAUUAUCAAAUGAAGAGUUAAGGAGGCUGGGGGUCAACAAAUUAACCAUCAGAUAUAACUUAAUUUUUUAGAUAUGAUAUCUUAAGCUGUCAACUGUCAUUUGGCAAAGAAAAAUUUCAUACAUUUAAGUUUUAAAAUUUCAUCAUUUUUGUAUAUUUUUAUAUGGAGCUCUUCUUCUAAAGGAGAUCAAUAUAGUCUGAAAAUGACCACAACCACCCAGCCCUCUAACAAACAUUCUUAGAGUUUUGCAUAAGCAAUACAAGUGUAAAUUAAAUUAAAACUUGAAAAUUAAAAAGGCCACAAUUCCAUUAAAAAGUCAUUGAAGCUAAAUGAAAUGCUAAUUGGGUCUUCAACUCAUCAAGGGACACUCACAUACCAAAAAUCAGCUCGAUAUUUGCAAGAAAAAAAGUUUUGAAAACCAAGGGAAACAGACAUGGAUGGACAGACAGACGGACAGACGAGGAGGAAACCUAUAGCCCCCUCCAAUUUCACCAGUAGGGGGACUAAUAAGGAGAUUACUAGUACACAAAAAUGAGAGUUGAGUCACUAUGAUAAAACACAUUCACAUGUUGUAGACAGGCAAGGAGUGAUUCUUAGUCACUGUUAGAAAUGCUCAAACAUACUUAAUAUACACAAUCAUGACACUAGGGACUUAUGUUCCUUCAUUUCUGUGAUAUGUACCAGUAGGUUUGCUGUCAACCAAUACUCAGUACAAUAGAAAGAAUAUUUAUUGUAUUUGUUUAUUUUUUUAACAUGAUUGUAAUAUUGAAUUUAAUGGAAU